Messenger RNA from Alligator mississippiensis (American alligator), 3726 nucleotides. Its product is annotated as death-associated protein 1 homolog. NCBI's taxonomy places the organism in Eukaryota, Metazoa, Chordata, Crocodylia, Alligatoridae. Bases 247 to 552 code for a protein of 101 amino acids. Gene Ontology annotation, biological process: negative regulation of autophagy; cellular response to amino acid starvation; apoptotic signaling pathway. The record is from RefSeq and is a predicted model, not a curated record. The transcript has 4 exons. Gene Ontology annotation, molecular function: death domain binding.
CGGCAGCGGGUCACCAUCCGCACAGCCGAAGCCUUUCUUUUAUUUCGAGACACGCGGCAAGCCCCCAAAGUCAGGUAACGCCUCCUGAGGCGACUUGAGCUUUGCACAUGCCGCAUCGAGGAGCCGCCUCACGAACGACCGCACACUGCGAGCAUCGACGAGCCCGCGCACAGCCCGCACGAACGCGGCGGCUCCCGCGCAGCCCCGGAGCAUUCCAACUGCACCCCCCAGGUCGCCUGGCUCAGCAUGACGUCGAGCGCGCCUCCCCCCGCCCUUGGGAACGAGAAUGUGAAAGCUGGAGGGAUGCGCAUUGUCCAGAAGCAUCACAGCAGUGGAGAGCAUCUGAGCCAAGAGAGAGACAAAGAUGCCAAAGACUGGGAAUGUGACAGCCCCCCCAAGCAAACUCUGAUUAUAUCAGGAGCCAUAACAAGGGGUGACAAAGACUUCCCUCCAGCAGCGGCCCAGGUGGCACAUCAGAAACCACAGCCUUGCGUGGAAAAGCUACCCCCUCACCAUCACAUCAAUCAGCAUAUUCACCAGCCCCGCAAAUGACCCAUCUGGAAGCAGCAUCUGGGACUGAAAAGGGGAUGGGGAGCCAGGCCACACCUUGUGUUGGAGCUAGACAAGAGCUAGACAACAUCCUUUGUAUUUAGUGAUGCUUGAUUUGCCUUUAUUUUCAUUCCACCCCAGCCUCUCACCCUGACAUUUGGUUGCUGUUUAGAGCUUUUAAAAUAUAUAUUUUGAAAAAUAUUUGUGUGCGCUUUUAAACACAGUUUUAGGAGGAAGGGGCACUGGUAAGCUAAAACAGUUUGUGUGUUCCUGGGGCGUUAGACGUAGAUCCCAGCACUUCAUUGCAAUUAAGGGUUUAUCUUAAGUUAUUGGUGCAGCUUGGAGUCGCUAUUUGGAAUUUAGAUGGUUGUGUAUAAAUAUGGAGCCAACCCUCUUGCUUUUUAAACGGAACAGGUUGACUUCAGGGAUCUCCAUGCAAUGGGAGUUAGAGGAUUUGUAUAUCUUAAGCAGUAGGAUGAUUUUGUGGAAGGGCUUGAUAUCAAACACUAAUGGGGAGAGGGGAAAUUAAAGGCACAUGAACUGCAUGCACAUGAGCUAGACAGUUGUUUUCUUUUGCUUCUCUGUGCUGACACCAGACGACUUGUCAGAGCUGCCUAUUGAUAGGAAAGGCACCAGUAAACUGUGGUGGAGUGGUAGUUAGGUAGCAGUCCCACUAGCAGCAUGAACUGUUCCAGGCUCCACUAAAUAGUGAGAUGACCAUGUGCUCUGAAAGAGAAUGUAGCUGUGUGGAAGGUUCUAAAAUGGGCUAAAUCCAUCCUGGACCUUUUUUCUUUUUUCCUGAAGAAGUGGGGUAUAGAAAGCAUCUUUUGAAGCUAUAACCUGGGAUUGUUGUUAAGAGUUGUGGGCUCAUCAAGUUUUACAACUACAAUCUGAGCUUACUCAAAGCUUAGGGCCUUUCAGAUCCAGAUUAUUAGAGUCACCUUUGAGUUUCAGGGAGCUUGUUAAAGCAGGGUGUCUGUCUUUAGCUAGAGGCUAACUGGGUUCAGUGGGGUCCAUUAACAGCUGCUCUCUUGAUUUUAAUAGAGUAGCAUUUGCUUAGCUAGUUGGUGAAUUAAAAAAGCCUCGAUUUGUGUUCUAGAACAGUGUGGUGAUAUACCCUAUUGCUGUCCCUCAUAAUUAAACACUGUGAGCAGGCUUUGAAACUGGCCUGAUGCUUUAGCUGUAGGGAGACUCCAUUACUGACUUGUGUUGCUUUGUGAAAGCAAAAAUGAGCCUUAUUCUUUAGGCAUUAAGCCAUAAACUGCAUGGUAUGUUUUCUGUUGUCAUUUGGGGUUUUUUCUGUUUUGAUUCCUUCAUGCUGCCUCUGACUCAGACCAGACUUGCAGCAUUUUGUCAUGGGCACUUUGUCAUGAGAAAAUACUUCUGUUCUGUUUGGCCUUGUGUGAAUUCUUAACUGCCAGGAGAAGGCAGCCAGGGCAGUUUAGGAGACCGUGGGUCUUUCUGAAAACAGAACCUUUUAGAAGCUGCUUUUUAUUCUUGUAUUUGACCAAACCAAACGUGUAGCCCAGAGCUCUGACAGCAAACCCAAAUCUUGUCUGCAGUCAGGAAUUCUGCUGCAUCUACAGCUGCAUUUUGGGCAGCUUGUUCUUCAGACCUCGAAUCAUUUUCUCUUCACUGGCAUGGGCCACACAUACACUUUCUGGUAGGCCUGUGCAAAGCGGCUAGUAUUCACUUUGGAUUAGGCCGAUUUGGGGGACAGUGAUUUGAUUUGGUGAUUCGAAUCACUGUCCCUAACUGAAUCCGACGAAUCUCCAAAUUGAACAGGCCCCAUCCCCUGCCCACUCUCCCAGCCCUGUCAAUGGCUGCCCCACCAGGCCCCAGCAUCCUGGUGCUUUAAAAAAAAAAAAAAAAAGCCUCACCAGCUGCUGCUGGGGGGGUGGGAUCCCCGCUGUUCCCCACUGCCCCAUGUUGCUUGGGGGCUGUGCCAUAAGCUCCCAGAAGCUCUGACGGCUGCUGCAGCAACCGGUGAGUGCAGAGGGUUUUUUGUUUUAAAGAGCCCGGAUGCUGGGGUGGGGGGCUAGGGGGGAGGGGAUGGGGAUGGGGGGCAGCUAUCGACGGGGCUGGGAGAGCAGGCAGGGUUGGGGGCUUGUGGCAGAGUCCCCUACACAGUGCAGGGCAGUGGGGGUUGCUUCCCCUUCCUCCCCCCUCUCCCCCCCGGCCUGGCAGGAGCUGGUGAGUGCAGGCCUUUUUUUUUUAAGGAGCCGGGGUGCUGGGGCCAGGUGGGGCAGACAUUGAUGGGGCUGGGAGAGUGGAUUGGGGGUGCUCAGGUAGGCCGGGGAAGCAGGCAGGGGAUGGGGUCUGGCAGGUGUCCCCCCAUGGUCCUCUCCCCCCUCCUCCAAAACCGUCCCCCGCCCCCUAGUUAUUGGCACAGAGUCCGGGCCCAGCUCCCUGCAGUGGUGAGUGGGGACUGCCUGAAUCUCCGAAGCUCUCUGAAUCUUUUCCAGAUUGAUUCAGAGAGCUUCAGAUUAAUUCAGAGCUUUUUAUCGGUCUCACGAUUUGAUUUGGAUUCGGAGAUUCAGCUGCUGAAUCGGGCCAAAUCUCCUCCAGAUUGAAUCAGCACCUGAAGCUUCACACAGCCCUAUUUUCUGACACAGUUCGUAUUUUAGAGGAGGUCCUGGAAGCUGCAUUUGUCUCUGUGGUGUUUGGGAAGAACAUGCUUUGUGUUAGGCUGACAGGGGCACAUACAGAUGGGGCAGAUCUAGAUGUUGUGUGCGCCACAGGGCAUCUUGAAAAAUGAUGCAUUUGCCUGCUUGUAUAUAUGCUGGCAGGUUCUAGGGAUGCUCUGAUAAUGUGUUCUCUGAACACCUGGGAUCAGAAUCCAGUCUGGCCUUUGCAAGUGUACAGCAUGUGGCAAAAUCUUGAGUGUUGUUCUGUUACUGAUGUUGUGACUUCUCCAACAAAGGAAGCGUCUUAAUUCACAGCUUAAAUUUUAUCACUGUUCAAAGCAAAAAUGUUUCUUUUCUGUUAUUUAAAAAUAUUUAAGCUGGUUUGGCUUUGUUCAUAACCAUUUGUUGUGGUUUGUUUGUGCUUUUUUUUAACUGUUGGUGGGAUCUUUGUACUGAGCUAUAAGUAACUGAAUAUUUUAUAAGAUGUGGUUAAUCUUUUAAAAUGUUUAUAUUUUCAGUAGUAAAACAAUAAAUGUUGCUGGACAGAGAA